UGAUAAGCCUCUAUUUAUCAAUGUGUGAUGUAUGUCAACAAAAAAAGACAAAAAAGAAGAGAGGACUAGUUUCUAAGCCGAUUCUUCACACUGAAAUGAAUAGCAGAUGUCAAGUGGAUUUGAUCGAUUUUCAGACACAACCAGACGAACAAUUCAAAUUUAUUAUGGUUUACCAAGACCAUUUAACAAAAUUUGUUCUUCUGCGUGCGUUAACAUCUAAGAGAGCGGCAGAAGUGGCCUACCACCUGAAUGAUAUAUUUCUGACCAUAGGAGCACCAUGUAUUCUCCAAUCCGACAAUGGUAGAGAAUUUGUCAAUAACGUGAUUAGUGAGCUCGCAACUCUUUGGCCAGAACUUAAAAUUGUGCAUGGAAAACCAAGGCACAGUCAAAGUCAGGGUUCCGUUGAACGCGCUAAUCAAGAUAUAGAGAACAUGAUAAGUUCCUGGCUGAAGGACAACAAUUCAACGAAAUGGUCGGAGGGUUUAAGAUAUGUCCAAUUUAUGAAAAACCGUGCCUUUCACUCGGGAAUAAAGCAAUCACCUUACAAGGCCUUAUUCGGGAUAGAGCCUAGAGUAGGCCUUUCGACAUCGUCGUUACCGCAAGAUAUACUAAAAGAUAUUCAGGACGAGGAUGACCUUAGACAAGUUAUCGAAGAUGAUUCGGAAUGUAACCAGAGUGAAGAUGGCGAUGGCGGCGUUGUGGAAAUUGACACACAAAACAUUAAAGAUGCUAGAAGAAGUGCGGCAGAAAAUCUUGAAAAGCAAGCAAAAAGAAUGAAAGCUUCUUCUGACAAAUCCCAUCCACCUGCCAACAUAGGAGACAAUGUAACUAUACCAAUUCCAGACGUAGACAAAGGCAGAGGUGAUCUCAGAAAUAUAAUUGGGGUUAUUCUUCAGAGAAACGAUGAGGGCUUUUACAAAAUUGGCACCAAACAUGGUGUAUUGCAAAAAUUAUACUGCAGAACUGAAUUCGAUAUUUGCAGUCAGAAAUUUUUGAGCGUAGGCGAGGUUGACCAAGAUACUGAAAUAUCUCUGAGGACUGCAGCCACUAAACAUUCAGUUGGUUCAGGGCAAGGAUUCGUAAGGUGCAGCUGCAUAAGGAACUGCUUGACAAACAGGUGCAAAUGCAAGAAAAAGAAGGUGCUCUGCAAUUCCAAAUGCCAUCAGAGUACAGCAUGCAAAAAUAAGUGAAAUUUAUUUUGUUCUAAAUGAUAAACAUUAAUAAUACAAUCUUAUCUAAUUAAUAAUUUACAAAUUACAAAUGAUAAAUACAUCUUGAUUUUAUAACUAGUA
Pectinophora gossypiella (pink bollworm) is the source of this 1292-nucleotide messenger RNA. Its product is annotated as KRAB-A domain-containing protein 2-like. Gene Ontology annotation, biological process: DNA integration. Lineage: Eukaryota; Metazoa; Arthropoda; Insecta; Lepidoptera; Gelechiidae. The coding region runs from base 21 to 1190 and encodes 389 amino acids. The record is from RefSeq and is a predicted model, not a curated record. Gene Ontology annotation, molecular function: nucleic acid binding. The transcript is spliced from 2 exons.